Messenger RNA from Paraglomus occultum, 753 nucleotides. NCBI's taxonomy places the organism in Eukaryota, Fungi, Glomeromycota, Glomeromycetes, Paraglomerales, Paraglomeraceae. The record is from the annotation of a GenBank genome assembly.
AUGUCUAGCCCUGGUCAAACAUGGGCCAAAGUAGUUGAGCAGUCCUCUGCUCCUACAGAUAAUAAAAACCUACUGUUCGCUCGCUCAGAGUGUUCAGUUUCCCUCACAAAAUACCUUCCCACUGUAAAAACUCCUGCUCCCUCAGGCAAAUUCCCAGUGUUUUUCAACCUGUCAUCCACCCAAGCAUCUCAUGAAGAGAUUGCUGCUGCGCUGCCUCCAGGAAUCCUUGGGGUUAACUGGAGAGCAGAUAUGAACAUCCUGGAGGUGGAUGUCCAAACUGAGGAGGAACAGAGCAACCUCCUCUCCAAACCCCUCCAGAUCCCAAACCACAUUGCUCUAACCCCUCUCCCCUCCACAGCUGACUCACCUCGAUUCGUUCUUGUAAAGUUGGCUAAUGUACCCAUCACCUCAGCAAUCACCCUGGAGACCAUACUGCGCCACCACUGGGAACAGUUUGGCAAAGUGAGGGAAAUUGCUCCACACCGCAUCCCAGGCAAGGCCUGGCUCACCCGCCGGUGGGACCUGAUCAUGGAAAUUGAUCCAAAGGCCUCCACCACCCCUCCUACUAUCUUUGAGGUCCUAGAGACCAAAGUGCUCGCUUGGUGGCCCCGAGCACCCAAGACCUGCCUGACCUGUAAGAUUGUUGGGCAUAAUUCUUCCUCGUGCCCCAGGAAGAAACCAAAGACAGCUGGUAUGACCAACCCCCCCAUUCCCCCAACAUCCUCCAUGGCCAAUCCCUCUGCUGCCCCUGAG